AUGGUUGGAUCCUUUUCAGGAUCUCUCACCCGUUCCACAGAAGAUGACAACUCUCCUCAAUACAGUGAUAGAGAAUCACUUACAAUCACUGGGGUGGAUUCAGAUUUUUCUCGAUAUCUGUCUAGUCAUCACAAUGCAAUACUAAUUGGUGUUGAUGGUGGAUGGUAUGAUGUAACAUCAUUCCGUCAUCGUCAUCCAGGCGGCGCGGCGCUUCUUGAAAAAUCUCAUGGGCGCGAUGUCACUGAAAUAGUCACAUCAUUUCAUGAGGGAAACGUAUUGAAGGGGUGGAGACCUGUUGGGUUCUAUAGCCGUCCGAUUGAAGUGAUGAAAGAUCCUGCAGCUAAAGCUUUCAGGGAUCUUCAUAAGGAAUUUUCAGAUAAGGGCUAUUUUAAGACGUCAAUGGAAUGGCACAAUGAAAUGACCCACAAUCGCUUCAUCGAUCAACUCUGUGGAAUUGUUUUUGGAUCCUUUUUCACUGGAAUCAGUUCCUCAUGGUGGAGAGAUGAACACUUCGAGCAUCAUGCAUUCACAAAUGUUGCAGAUGAUGAAGGCAAUUCAUGGGACGUUCAAAUGCAAGAAGAUCUCUGGGCUCAAAUCUAUGAGGGUGUUCUUCACGUCCAAUUACUGCUAAGCCAUUAUGGGAAGCCAUGGACCUUGGAGAAGGAUUUAAUGGUCACUACUGAUUGGUACCGAGCGCAAAUUUUGAGUAAUCUCGAUAUCAAGACUCCCAUUUGGAUGGAUUGGUUUCAUGGCGGUCUCAAUUUUCAUCAGGUCCAUCAUCUCUAUCCCAGAAUGCCACGGCAUAGAUUCAGAGAAGCAACAAAGCGUGUGCGUGAAGUUUGCGAAGAUGUUGGUUUAAAGUUAGACGAGUGUUCGUUCACUGAAGCAUUAUGGCGAACUUUAACGCAUUUGAAGAAAAUGGGUCGUCAAUACAGCGAUUCCAUUAAAAGCUAUUAG
Condylostylus longicornis is the source of this 957-nucleotide messenger RNA. Its product is annotated as acyl-CoA 6-desaturase-like. NCBI's taxonomy places the organism in Eukaryota, Metazoa, Arthropoda, Insecta, Diptera, Dolichopodidae. Gene Ontology annotation, molecular function: oxidoreductase activity, acting on paired donors, with oxidation of a pair of donors resulting in the reduction of molecular oxygen to two molecules of water. Bases 1 to 957 code for a protein of 318 amino acids. Gene Ontology annotation, biological process: lipid metabolic process. Gene Ontology annotation, cellular component: membrane. The transcript has 3 exons. The record is from RefSeq and is a predicted model, not a curated record.